Electrophorus electricus (electric eel) is the source of this 4566-nucleotide messenger RNA. RefSeq names its product serine/threonine kinase 11 interacting protein (gene stk11ip). Gene Ontology annotation, biological process: intracellular protein localization. Gene Ontology annotation, molecular function: protein binding. Gene Ontology annotation, cellular component: cytoplasm. NCBI's taxonomy places the organism in Eukaryota, Metazoa, Chordata, Actinopteri, Gymnotiformes, Gymnotidae. The record is from RefSeq and is a predicted model, not a curated record.
UCUCGUGAUGGUAGGCGUCAAAAUGUCAACACCGUGAGCGGAAAGCGGCUACAGGGGCCGAGCAGCUAGCAUGAGUCCUGAAGCAGCCACAGCGCACAAAUGUCGCGUUUUCUCUGACUUAUAAGGAUGUCUGCUACCAGGAUGUCUGCUACCAGGAUGUCUGCUACCAGGGGCAGUCAAGCCACUCUUGUCCACAGCCUAGCCACGCUGUUACGCAACGACGGGGACAGCGUUCUGGAUGGUUCGAGCGUGCUCACUCUUCACGCGGGCUGCGUCCAACAUCUCACGCGCCUCUUUGAGCAGUACCUGCUGAGCCGCGCGCACCAGCACGGCUUUCUCGCGCUGCCGUCCCAUCCGGCGGACACCGCCUCUCUGCUGCAGGUGCAGUUCAUCUUCGACAUGCUCCAGAAGACCCUGGCGCUCAAGCUUGUCAGUCCGCCUGGUUCAAGCUUGCAGUCUGUUGUGAAAAUCUUCCCCUUUAAGUCGCUAAAGCACUUAGAACUGAAACGGAUUCCCCCCGGCUGCCUGGAGGGAUUGCGUGGUGUCUACUCUCAGCUGGAGGUCUUCACCUGCUCCAAGAGCCUCACCACUCUAAAGGAGCUGCUGUCACACUGUGGUGGAGAUCUCAGCUCUGCCUUACCCUGGUUAGAGCUUCAUACCCUCAACUUCAGUUAUAACUCUAUUUCUUCUCUCGACGAGUCCCUGAGUUUGUUGAAUGUUCUGAAGUCACUUGACUUAAGCCACAACAGAAUCCGGGACUGCGCUGAGUUCCUGAUGCCUCUGAGUGAGCUACAGCACCUGAACCUCGCCUACAACAACCUGCAGAGGGUGCCACAGCUGGGCCAGGAUUCCAGGGCCAAGCUGAUCACUCUGGUACUGAGGAACAACGAACUGGAAACCAUUAAUGGCAUGGAGCAGCUUUCUUCUCUCCAGCAUCUAGAUCUGGCCUACAACCUCCUGAUGGAACACCUUAAUCUCACCCCUCUGUCUGGACUGCACAACCUCCAGAUGUUAAUUUUAGAAGGAAAUCCUUUGUACUUCCAAAAAACACAUCGAACCUCAACUGUCUGCCACCUUUCACCACGAGCUGCUGCCCAAGGACUUCAGCUGGACGGUUCGUCGCUGUCGCCCACCGAGCUCGCGGCUGUGCCAAAGCAGAAGAUGGGUCAGACAUGCCAGACACGCCAAGUUGCUAUGGCACCUGAGCAGAUGGUGCAGGACGCAUCGAGUGGAGGCGGGGACAUGAGCGACAGUCUGUCCGUCAGUGAAUCCGGAGCGGGCCGGAUCCACAGGAGGAAGUCCAAGGUAAAGGUGAGGACAGCUAGCAUUUCCGAGCCCAGUGACACAGACCACGAACCCCGACAGACAGCUUUGCAGGACAUCCUAGACAUCGUCCUGCACCACCAGAAGGACAUUGAGAGGAUGGACAGCUUCCGUGAGCAGAUGGGUGAAGACUGGCUGAGAUUUCAGCACCAUCUGGACGGCACGCAGGACCCCACCCCCGCGUCCACACCCAGGACCGAGGGGGCCGCGGCACAGGUGACUGCCCACGGCUGCCACGCCCCCUUCGCGCCCGAGCCCACGAGUGCCCCCCAGCCACCGCGGCCUCAAGCCCUCCCUGCUCCGCUGCUCUCUUCCGAGCCCAAGGGAGGAGAGGAACUGCAGAGCUCAGACCAGCUGGACACUGAGUCUACCCUGCAGUGGUCGGGCCACAGUCCCCUGAGCACUGAGUCUACCCUGGAGAUGAGCACAGGCGAGCCCCAGGCUUCGGGGAAGGCCUGCGCUCUCUCAGCUCCUCCAGAUGAGGAGGAGGACCUCGGAGUGGACCUGUGCAGGCCCAUGCUGGUCCAGGUGCUCUCCGAGGCCGAGGAGACAGACGGGGUCACACCGCUUUUCCUGCGCGUCCGCCAGGGUCACGUGCAGGAGGUAGAUGUGCAACAGGGACGUGUACGGACCCAGUUGGAGCUGGCCUGCCUGCGGAACGUCGCCGUCUCCCAGGCCACCUGGAUAGAGAAGGAGAAGGAGAGAUCUCACCCAGCUCUCGAGUUGCACUUUAACUACAUAAACCGCUCGCGGAAGAAGAGGCGCUACAUCGUGCUGGACGAUGACCCUCAGUGCGCCGUGCAGGCUCUGGCCGAGGUCCUAUCCAGUGUGGUAGCGGAGAACAUGCAGCAGGCGAUGGAGGGGAGGAACCGUGGCGUGCGUCUGCAGUGCCUGAGGUGCCGCGCUGAGGUCCCCCAGCUGGAAGCCGGGCGCCUGGCAGAAGCACUGCGUGACCCGCCUGCCUACCAGGCGCGUCCGGGAGAGACCGGAGGGGAAGGACACACUCCAGGUGACAUCGUUUACUGUCCAGAAUGCAACAGUGAUCACGUGGUCCAGCUGGCGGGUCAAGCUGCCCCGUCCACCAGCACACCUGUCUACUGUGAUGCUGUCCAGAACCGCAACAGGUGCUUUAACUUUGAUGACAUCGACACAUCUGUUCGCCUUCAGCUGCCCUUCAAGAGCCAGAGCCUGGAUGCAUCUCUGCUGGCCAGUGGCAGUCCCCUGCAUGUGACCCAGGACUCUGAGUUCUCCACAGUUCAAGAGGGGGUCACGGACACCUUCCUCACCGCCCACAGCUCGCUCUCCAACCUUGCAACCAAUCACAGCGAGGCCUGGUUCGACCAGCCAAUCGGCUUUCACUCUGCUGACAUCCAAGCGCAGGCGGACCCAGAAGUGACCGAGGAUGAGCUGGAAGGAAGUGGCACUGGCUCCAAGGAGCAUCCGAAGCCCUGGGCUCCACACGCACGAGGGCCCGCACCCUUUGACCUGAUGUCCGAAGAUUUUGAGGCUGUGGACCACCGGUUGAAACUCUUCCUGGAUGUGGAAGUGUUCGAGGGAGAGGAAGAGAUUCACUGUUUCCUGAAGAUGUCCAUCGUGAAGUUCGGAGACCCUGUGGAGUUCCCGGCUCUCAUGGUGGUGUCUGACCAGCACAUCUACAUCCUGGAAAUGACUUCACAGUCAGAAGGCCAGCCCUCAGACUGGCUCCGAAAGAGGGCCCACCACCGUCUGCGUGAGCUGACCUAUCUGGAGGUGGGCCUCGGAUCCCAGACCAUCCACAUGGAGUUCGAUGAGGGCGGAGCCGCCUACACGCUGCUGGUUCGUGACAGCGUGCGUUGCAGACGCUUCUACGGUCGCCUGACAGGAAUAACCAGGGAAUUGGCCCCAAAGUCUGACAGCAAGCUGAGGGGCAUCUCAACCACACGACUGAACCCCAAACAUCAUCUCUGGCCACUGGUGUGUGACGGCAGUGAAAUGGCAGCUGAGGAAGUCACUCAUCCCCCAUUUCUCUAUCUGCUGGCCUUCCUCCAGCGAGAUGACUCUUUGACCUCUGUGACUGUGCUGGCCACUCGCGAGAUGCUGUGCCUCCUCGAUGAAGACCACCAAUGGAGCAAGAGGCAGUCUGAGCUUCCGGCCAAUGAGGAGGGCCAGACCAACAGCACACGGGUCACGGUUCGUGAAGUCCAGCCAAUCAGCUGCGUCAGCUCCAUCCACCUGUCCUCGUCUGAUCCAUGCCAGGUGGACAUUAAACUCUAUGAUGAGAUGGCUAAGGAGGAGAGGACAUGGCCUUUAAGGACUGAGGCUAGUCAGGAGAUUGAGUCUUUAGUGGCCUGGGUCCGAACCCAGUGGGAGGCCAUGUUUGGCGUCAAACUUCUCACAGCUAUCCAGUAGCAACGCUCCACUCGCCUCAGGGACCGUCUCUUCGUUCGUUUGUCCCUGUCCGCACAAGUUUCCUGGAAAUGUCCACGUCGGCCGCAUGUUUUCCGGUAAUGCUGGGGCCAUUGGCAUAGCAGCCCUGCUGGUGCCCCAGCUCUGCAAUGCAAGGCACCGUAAGCAUCAGGUGAUAAUGUGUCCACGUCACAGUGGCUGCGUUGUACGUGAGGGGGUCGGGGGGCCUUCUCCGGUCUCUCAGGGUUGGGUAUCCUCUGCAUUCAUCACUCUUGAAGGAUUUCACUGUAAUCUGCUAAAAUUUGAAAGCCAUAGUCGUGUGUGCACUGUUCUGAACACAAUCUGGGAUUGUUGCAAUAUAAUGAGAGACACGAUUCCUCACUAGUUUCAGUGGGUUGUUCAUUGGCCUCUCUUUUGUUUAGUUGGUUGUUUACCUACACACACACACACACACAAACACACACACUUUUUCCUAUGAUUUCCUAUGUGUACAGAUGCACGCAACUCUACACUCAUGACCUGUGAAAGUAGAGCUUCAUCCCUUUGUCAGUGUUUGAGAAAUACGCCCCUGAAUAUUUGCAAAUGUGUUGCUAAAAAUGUUGAAAUGAAAUUGCACAUAUAUCACUGGCACAAAGCUCUGCUGUCACAUCUAAAAUGGAGCCUUAAGUGUCUAAAUAUUUUUGUUUUGUUUUUAUGAAUGCAAGAAUGUGUCCUAAAAAUGUUUUUUCAUUGUGUUAAAAUAACUGAUUUGUGUAGGCCUAUUUAUGACAAACCGCUGUCCUGGCCUUUUUCAAGGGAAUCGCGAAGAUAUUUGUUUUUAUUUUUGCUAUUGAAAUAAACAUUGUGUAUCUUGAUGGA